This is a messenger RNA of Dichomitus squalens LYAD-421 SS1, 162 nucleotides long. RefSeq lists its product as uncharacterized. NCBI's taxonomy places the organism in Eukaryota, Fungi, Basidiomycota, Agaricomycetes, Polyporales, Polyporaceae. The annotation marks the transcript as partial. The record is from RefSeq and is a predicted model, not a curated record. The transcript has a single exon.
CCCUUGGCCUACGUUGAGUGGUUUACAGCCUUUCACGUGGUCGACCCCAUAACCGGCAUGAAUGUGGUGGCUCCGUCUACCCGUUCGCAUUGCCGGUAUGCCACUGUCAUACCGGUUACUGAUAUCGUACGAUCGUGUCAUCUCAUUCCAAACUGGGGGAGG